Messenger RNA from Panicum hallii, 1380 nucleotides. RefSeq names its product aspartyl protease AED1-like. Lineage: Eukaryota; Viridiplantae; Streptophyta; Magnoliopsida; Poales; Poaceae. The record is from RefSeq and is a predicted model, not a curated record. Gene Ontology annotation, molecular function: aspartic-type endopeptidase activity. The transcript has 2 exons. Bases 1 to 1380 code for a protein of 459 amino acids. Gene Ontology annotation, biological process: proteolysis.
AUGGCUUCUUCAGCCGCCGUUCCAUCCCUGCUCUUCUGCUUGGUGCUCCUUGUUUCACCUUACCUUGGCUACUCCUGCCCCACCAGCUACACCCAUGGACGGAGCAGCAGCGAUGGGGUGCCUGUGCUGCACCGGCUGAGUCCAUGCUCCCCUCUCGGCGGCGCACGGAACCAGGAAAAGACGACGACCGUGGCCGACGUCCUCCACCGCGACGCGCUCCGCCUCCGCUCCCUUCGCGGAGAGGACAACCAUGGGGCCCCGGCCCCUGCGCCCGGACCGUCAGCACCUGGCGGUGGCGGGGUCUCCAUCCCCGUCAGAGGCGACCCGAUCGAAGCGCGGCCCGGGGCGUUCGAGUACCACGUCGUGGCUGGCUUCGGCACCCCGGCGCAGGAGCUCACCGUGGGGUUCGACACCUACACCUCGAGCGCGACGCUGCUCAAGUGCACGCCGUGCGCCGCCACGGAGCCGUGCGACCAGGCCUUCGAGCCGUCGGCGUCGUCCUCCCUCGCUCAGGUCCCCUGUGGCUCGCCGGACUGCCCGUUCCAUGGCUGCUCCGGACCCAGCUGCACUUUUAGCCUCGGCACCAACAAUACUUUGCUGGGCAACGUAACCUUCAUGACCGACAAGCUCACGCUGACGUCGUCGGCCACCGUGGAAAACUUCAGGUUCGCGUGCCUGGAGGCCGGCUUCAGGCCGAGGGAUAACUCCACCGGCAUCCUCGACCUCAGCCGGAACAGCCACUCGCUGGCGUCACGCGCUCCUUCCUCGCCGGGCACGGUCGCCUUCUCCUACUGCCUGCCGUCGUCCCCAAGUACGGUGGGCUUCCUCUCCCUCGGCGCCCCCAAGCCGGAGCUCUCCGGGCGCAAGGUGAGCUACACCCCGCUGCGGAGCAACCCUGGCAACGGAAACAUGUACGUCGUGGAGCUCGUGGGGGUGGGCCUCGGCGGCCGUGACCUCUCGGUCCCGCCCACCGCAUUCGCCGGCGACACGCUCGUCGACCUGCACACGACCUUCACCUACCUAAGGCCCGAGGCGUACUCGGUCCUCCGCGACAACUUCCGCCAGUGGAUGACGGAGUACAAGCCGGCGCCGCCUCUCGGCGUGCUCGACACGUGCUACAACUUCACCGGGCGGAACUUCUUCUCCGUGCCGGCCAUCACGCUUAAGUUCAACGGCGGGGCAGACGUCGACAUGUCCAUGAAUGGGAUAAUGUACUUCCCUGACCCCGGCAACCACUUCUCCAUCGCGUGCCUCGCUUUCGCCGCGGCGCCGACGAACGCGCGGGAGGCAGCGGUGGUCGGGAACAGGGCGCAGUCCUCGAUGGAGGUGGUUUACGACGUGCGCGGAGGGAAGGUUGGGUUCGUCCCGUUCCGCUGCUGA